Messenger RNA from Cicer arietinum (chickpea), 2154 nucleotides. The record is from RefSeq and is a predicted model, not a curated record. NCBI's taxonomy places the organism in Eukaryota, Viridiplantae, Streptophyta, Magnoliopsida, Fabales, Fabaceae.
AUGAGGCAAAGUCAAAUGGGCAUGGAGUAUAGGAAAAUAUAUGCAUGCCCUAAUGACUGUUUAUUGUAUAGAAAUGAGUUUGAAGAGUUGACUAAGUGUCCUAGGUGUGGACUAUCACGCUACAAAAUGAAGGAUGGUGAUUCCAUUUAUGACGAAAGCUCAAAGAGACCUCCUGCGAAGGUGUUAUGGUAUCUUCCAAUAGUUCCAAGGUUCAAACGUUUGUUUGCUAAUACAAAUGAUGCAAAGAAUGCAAGAUGGCAUGCCCAUGAGAGGAAGCGUGAUGGACAACUUCGUCACCCAACUGAUUCUUUGCAAUGGAAGAAAAUUGAUGAUUUGUACCCGGAGUUCGGAAGUGAGCCAAGGAACCUUAGGCUUGGACUUGCUACAGAUGGAAUGAAUCCAUAUGGAAACUUAAGUAGUAACCAUAGUUCAUGGCCUGUUCUACUAGUUAUCUACAACCUACCUCCUUGGAUUUGCAUGAAGCGUAAAUACAUCAUGUUAUCUAUGAUUGAAGAUUUGAGAAUGCUUUGGGAAGGUGUUGAUGUGUUUGAUGGGUAUUCUCGUGAAUAUUUUAAGAUGCGUGCAAUGCUAUUUUGCACCAUCAAUGACUUUCAUGCUUAUGGAAACUUGUGUGGCUAUAGUGUUAAGGGACACAAAGCAUGUCCUAUAUGUGAAGAAGGAACAUGCUACCAACAAUUGAAACAUGGAAGAAAAGUUGUUUAUGUUGGACAUCGAAAAUUUCUCAAGUUUAAUCAUCCAUACCAGAAAAAUGUGUGUGAUAGUGUAAUUGGAACACUUCUCAACAUUCAGGGGAAAACAAAGGAUGGCUUAAAUUCUCGCCUAGAUAUGGUUGAUAUGGGUAUACGACAACAAUUAGCUCCACAAUCAACAGGUAAACGAACAUAUUUGCCUCCUGCUUGUCAUACAUUGUCAAAAAAGGAGAAGAGAUGCUUUUGUGAGUGUUUAAGGGGAAUAAAAGUGCCACAUGGCCACUCCUCACAUGUCAAGAGUCUUGUGUCAAUGAAAGAUUUGAAAUUAGUUGGCUUAAAGUCUCACGAUUGCCAUAUUUUGAUGCAACAACUACUACCAGUUGCUUUACGUGGCAUAUUGCCUAAAAAAGUAAGAGAUGUCUUAACUAGGUUGUGUUUAUUCUUCAACGCUAUUUGUAGCAAAGUCAUUGAUCCUCAAAAAUUAAAUGAGUUGGAAAAUAAAGCUGUUAUUAUCUUGUGCCAACUAGAGAUGUAUUUUCCUCCUUCUUUUUAUUUGAGGUGGAUGUAUCCAUUCGAGCGUUACAUGAAGAUUUUAAAAGGAUAUGUGAAGAAUCCACACCGUCCUGAAGCAUCUAUUGUUGAAAGGUACAUAGCAGAAGAGGCUAUUGAGUUUUGUUCUGACUAUAUGUCAAAAGCAGAAGCCAUAGGAAUUCCUAAAUCUCGUCAUGAGGGAACAUGUAUGGGUAAUGGUAUACGAGGCUUAAAACUUAAGAGCAUGGGACGAGAGGAAGUACUUCAAGCACAUUUGUAUAUAUUGAAUAACACUGAUGAGGUUCAACCUUACCUUUCUACUCAUAAAAGCAUUGUGAAGGAAAAUUAUCCUAGAAUGAAUGAAAAAUGGUUGUUGAAUGAGCAUAACAAGACAUUCUUAAAGUGGUUUAAAGAAACCAUUUUAACCAACAAUACAACUUCUGAUACACUAAAAUGGAUAGCAAAUGGGCCUCACUUUGAUGUCAUAACUUGGACUAGCUACGAUAUCAAUAAUUUUAUAUUCUACACAAAAAGUAAAGAUGACAGUAGUACCAUGCAAAAUAGUGGGGUUAUGGUCGUAGCUGAGUCCAUGCAUUUCUCUAGUUCAAAAGAUAAAACCCCUGUUACAGCAUCCAUACCUUACUUUGGGACCAUUGAAGAGAUUUGGGAUGUCGAUUUCAUUAAAUUUAAAGUGCCUGUUUUUAAAUGUAAAUGGAUUGACAUCAAUAAUGGUGUUAAAAUUGAUGAAUUUGGUUUUACAUUGGUGGAUCUUGAAAAGGUAGCCUUUGUUAGUAUUUUGGUGGAUAAUUGGGACGACGUAGAUAGCGACUUGAAAAAUCAGAUAUGGGAAGCUAUUAAGAGGGACCCUUUUAUUGUGUCUCGCUUGCGUACAUGGAUGGUGCACUUUGUGUAA